Vicia faba (fava bean) is the source of this 300-nucleotide messenger RNA. The record is from the annotation of a GenBank genome assembly. Lineage: Eukaryota; Viridiplantae; Streptophyta; Magnoliopsida; Fabales; Fabaceae.
AUGUUCAUCCUUUUCUUCGUGUUAGUAUUUUCAUGGUACAUAAACUAUGAGUCCAAGUACGAGGACAUGUUUAUUCAUGUGAAGAUUUUGUUAGCCCUAGUGCCACUUAUAUUGUUGCUGGUUGUUCACUGUCUCUCAAGUGGAGGAUCGCUCUCUUUACCUUUGCCGGAGGGGAGGGAAUCAUUGCAUAUAGCCGGUGGGUCUCCGUGGGGUGUUGGACUAUUGCUUGUGUUCCUUUUGUUCAUGAUAGGUUAUCAGUCUUCUUUUCAUGAACGUUGGUUUCCUCUGGCUACCAAAUGA